AUGUUCCCCGAUGAGCUCAAGGGACUGACGCCGGUCGAAGAGAAGCUCAUCUCGCUGAACUCAUGUUACGGGUUUGGCCACAUCACAGUGUUUCCGAACAAUGUGCAGGAGCUGGCCACCAAGUGCUCCCGCACCCCUUUGCAAGCACUGGACGAGAUCCACAUCUCGUGGCAGGGCGCGGAGAAGCCGGCACCGAGCGACCUGUCGAGUCUCUUGUCGGUGAGGCGGCGGGUGGUCGAGAGGGCCCUUGUCUGGCUGAAGCGGAACAACCCCCACUACGCCGAGAUCGAGAUCGACGCGGCGGAGAUGGAGAGCUGGGGAGACUCGAUACACGGGGUACCGUCGUCGGUGUGCGAUCGUAUGGAGCGGAACGAGCCGUCUGGGUGGGAGAAAGCGCGGACGGCGCACGUUGUGCCGCCCACGGAACGCGCCGUGGACGAGGAGGGCCGGUGGAGAUCGAGGAGCUCUUCGCCCUGCUCAACCAAGGACAAGAAGCCGGCGGCCAGGAACGUUCCAGCGAUCAACGAGGUGACGUCUUCUGGCAUGUUCGCGCUCGACGGACCGCCAGACGUCGCGGACGUGGAGAAGCUGCAGUUUGCCUGUGACGCUGUUGGUGAAGGUGCCGACGACGGCCGUGCGGGCCAGAGCGUGGGUCGGGUCCCUAGCCGGGGUUCGGGGCGUGGCGACGGUGGUUGUGAGCCAUACAUCCGGGUUUCGCGGGGUGAGUUUACCGAUUCCUUUGAGGCGUCCUUCUUUGCCAGGACGUUCCCGACCCUGUUCCCAUUUGGCGUUGGGGGACCAAGGCUGGUUGAAGAGACCAUGGUCGACGCGGGGAAGGUCACGGCCAACUUGCGAGGCAGGGCUGUCGAGGCGUGGGCCGAGAUCGUGCUCCGGCGCCAUGGUGGUCGAUUUGCACUGCACCACAUCUUCGCAUUUCUCGUCUUCAACAUGGGGGUGCGGUCGAGGAACCGCCGGGUCAGCAUGUUGAGUGUGGGGAGGAAGAACUUCCGCAAGGUAGAGCGCAUCGUGCGUUCGAUGACCACAGAAAGGCUAGCGGCGGCGAGGGUCGAGUUGGAGAGCUCGGGUAAGACGACCGAUGGUGACGUGAAGGAGCUUCUCAGGAGCCUCUCGCUUUACGGCCACCGGCAGCCCAUGAGAGAGGUCCGUCUCAAUAUGCGGCGGAAAAUCCAGUCGCUCAUCGUCGGAUAUGGCGUGCCGGCCAUCUGGUUCACCAUCAACCCGAACGACAUUACGAACCCGGUGAAGCUGCGACUGGCGGCAUACCGCACACGCGAUCCCGACGCGGCCGAGGAGUUCUUAGAAGGCCUUGGGGAUGCGUAUAAGCGGGCACGGCUGGCGAUAUCGGAUCCCAUGAGCUCGGCCGUGUUCUUCCACCGCGAGAUGAAGCUGUUCUUCGAUCAUUACGUGAAGGUCGGUGAAGACUCGAUGCUUGCCGACAUCCACGGGGAGGAUCAGGCGGCGUAUCGCGAGCGAAUCGUCCGAUACAUCGAUAGCGUCUUCUCAGAGGAUCUGGACCAGGAAAGUUUUUGCGCCGUGCAAGCGGAGCGAUCUGUGACGGGCGGUAUUGGUUCCCUGCUGGACAACGCCGCGCAGUUCUCGGCCGCGUUUAUCGAGGAGGCCAACUUCUGUGCCGGCGCGACGAGGGCGGAAAGGGGACCUCUGCCGGUUCAAGGCGCCAUGGAGAUCCGGAGGACACACAGCAUGGUCAAUCGAUGGAACGAGGCUAUUGCUGUCGGGCUCCGGCACAACCAUGAUAUUUCCUUCAUUGCGACGCAGCGCAAGACAAUGGCCCUCAUCUAUUAUGUCACGAACUACGCGACCAAGGUGGAGGACCCGGUGUGGAAGCGUGUGGCGGCCGCGGCCGAGCUCCUGGCCGCCUCAACAGGGAACAGGACGCGACAGUUCCUGAUGAGAGUGGCGAACCGCGUGUUCACGGAGCGUCCGCUAUCACAGGUCGAGGUCGUCGCUCACCUUCUCGGAUAUCCGGCCGAGUUCACCGACAGCAGCGCGUGGGCGUACCUGAACUGUUCUCUGCUGUACUGGGAAGUCUUUCGGCGAUGGCGGCAUCUCCGAGAAGCCAGUGGCGCUGCGGCUAUGGAUGACACCUUGGAUGAGUCGGUGCUCAGGCGGCCGGGCAAGCACGCUACCGUCUGCCUCGACGGCUACCUGAGCAAGGACUUCACCUACGAUGACGAGUCGUGCUACCGGAGGGCAGCCGUGCAGCAUCUUGCGCUGUUCGUGCCGUGGAGUCCUUCCUGGGCGAAGGAACAGCUGCUUCGACGAUCCGCCGAAGACGCAAAACGCGACGCCAAGCAAUGGGCAGCCUCGUCCGGCGAUGGCGACCCGACGGUCGCACACGUCGAGGAGGGUGGAGCAGGCGAGGCGGGCGCGGAGUCUGCAGCGACAUAUCAGCCCAACAGCAUCGGAGACGCAACGCGGCUCAUCGACGUCGUCCGAGGUGCAGUGGGAGCGAAUCAGGUGACGGCCAAGUCGCCGGAGCUCAUGGCAAUGAUACAGCAGCUCUGUCGGUUUCAGCAAUCGGCGCUGCGCUCGACGGCCGAGCUCGAGGCCACGGCGCUGAUCGAACGAGGAGAGGCGGUUAAGCAUUCCAGGGCGGGUAUUUUCCGGGGCCGCACUACCGCCGCAGGAUCAGGUCAAGGCUAUCAAGUCGCAGCAGUCCAUCGCUUUUCUGAUAAUAUGCCGCCAGCUCGAUUUGAUUCAGCAGACCGACGGGGCGAUGCCUGCCAGCUGCGCCAGUUCGUCGGUGGCGAGGGCGGUACCGGCAAGUCGCGAAUCAUCGAGGCACUCGUCGAGCUGUUCAGUAAAAGAGCCUUUCGAAUCGCGGAGCGGUUCAUCCACGGCCAGUCUCGAAUGGAUUGGCAGGAGAAGGAUGUGCUCGUCAUCGACGAGGUGAGCAUGCUCGGGGCGCGGACGCUGCACGCCGUGAACGAGCGGCUUCGCCGGCUUCGCGGAUCGCGGCAAGAUUUCGGGGGGAUCCCCAUCGUCCUCUUCUGCGGAGAUUUUCAGCAGUUCCGGCCGGUCCAAGAGAGGUCGAUCGUCCUGCCUAGCGCGGCCAUCUCGUGGGACGUAGACAACUCGUUCAAGGCCGAGCAGCGUCACCAGCACGACAAAGCGCACGCACUGUGGAAGAGGUUCACGACGGUCGUCAUGCUGGACGAGCAGAUGCGCGCCGCCGGCGACCCGGAGCUGCAGAGGCUGCUGAAGCGGAUCCGUCUAGGCGUGCAGGAUCGGACGGAUCUAAACCUCCUCAACUCAAGGAAUCGGUGGAACCUGAACAUGGAGGCGAGCCUGGCGUUCCGGGUCCAGCAGCGGUCGACGAUGCGCAUUUUCAUCUCCGAGCACAAGUGGAAGGAGGAGCUGCCGACGGAGGAAGAGGCGAUCAUGAUACUCAACCAGGGCGACGAUAGCGCGAUCCCGGUGCCGGCCGUCUUCAUGUUCGUGGCCGGGAUGCCCAUCGUCGUGAACCACAACACCCACCAGGGGCUGAAGCUAGUGAACGGCGCGAGCUACUCGGCGGUGGAGGUCAUUGUCGACAAGGCGUACCCGGGGCAUCGGAUCUCGGCCGAUAUGACGAUCCACUUCGGGCCGCCGGCGGGGAUCAUUCUCGAAUCGGAGACGACGAGAUAUCUCCACUUCUGCCAGCGAAAAAGGCCGUGGCAACGCAACGACGUCAGCCGAAAGGGUUUGCCGUGCGCAGCAGCGUUCGCGUGCACGGACUACAAGGUGCAGGGCAAAACGCUGGAGCGCGUGGCCCUCGAGCUGCGAGGACACGGACGACGAAGAUGGAUGGAACGGUGGUGCCCUCGCAACGGCAUCAUGCUCGUGUCCAAGGUGCGGGACAGAGACUUGGUGGGCAACCGGGUCCCCGAGGAGAUGACUGCCGCACAGGCCAGGCUCGAGGUACUGAGCGAGAGGACCGUUGAGGAGGCGUUGCGCUGGCUGGACGGUGAUGCUGAAGAGUCAAGGCGGCCGCGCUAG
Hirsutella rhossiliensis is the source of this 4020-nucleotide messenger RNA. Its product is annotated as PIF1-like helicase domain-containing protein. Gene Ontology annotation, molecular function: DNA helicase activity. The transcript has 17 exons. NCBI's taxonomy places the organism in Eukaryota, Fungi, Ascomycota, Sordariomycetes, Hypocreales, Ophiocordycipitaceae. Gene Ontology annotation, biological process: telomere maintenance; DNA repair. The record is from RefSeq and is a predicted model, not a curated record. The coding region runs from base 1 to 4020 and encodes 1339 amino acids.